GCGUUGCUUCACAGCUCGCGUUGCGGGUAUUUGAGAGCCUGCUAUUUGUUGGCCAGCUUCCACCGUGGGCACUGGGCUCCAGAGGAUAGGGAGGAUUUGGUCAAAUGGGAGGACCUGUGCGGCAGUAGCAGCUACGAAAAAUGGAGAGUACUUCAUUGUGGUUUGUUGAUGUGUGCAGGCAGGAGGCCAUACACGUCUUAUUAUAGAGGCAGGGUGACGUGUUUUCGUUUUUCGUUUUCCGCAGCAGAGGUUUACCGCGUUCUUGAAAACCGUUUACCGUUUUUGCACCAUUGCUACAUACAUUAUAGCCCGCUAUACAACAUGUUAUGCCCAAGCUACCCAAUUUUGAGCGUGAUUCUGAUCAUGCAAUCCGCUUUGCUGUCCCAAACAAGCCAAUCGUCCAGAAAAUCUUCGAAUGAGCUCGCUGAGCUUCUCUCCCGUAAUUGUAUACAAGUCGAAGUCGCCGCCCCAAACGAACUUGAAAUCAUGCUAUUCCUUCCGCCCCCACCACUACAGCCUAGGACUAGACAUCCCUCAUCCAGCCUUGGAUUAAACUCAAAGUCGACGUUCAUGCUGAAAAAAGCGUGGAAGCGAUUUCAACCAAAAUUGGAAGCUAUUCCAGAAAUGUUCGAGAGCCAUGAACCCCGUCCAGGGUCGUGGAUCGCGUUAUACCAAUAUCUUCCAAGACGAAAACGCCAUGCGAUGUAUGCGCAACUAGAUUAA
Molecule: messenger RNA, 723 nt
Organism: Periconia digitata
Lineage: Eukaryota; Fungi; Ascomycota; Dothideomycetes; Pleosporales; Periconiaceae
Source: the annotation of a GenBank genome assembly